GUUUGCGAACACGGAAGUGAGGUGUUUUCUGUGAUGUGAUGUGGACAAGAUGAUCGGAGAUCUGUUGAUAUUCGGGACCUUACUGGUGAAUGCGGGAGCUGUGCUGAAUUUCAAGCUGAAAAGAAAGGAGUCCCAGGGAUUUGGAGAUGAGUCCAGGGGGCCAACAACAGGUGACAACAUCAGAGAGUUUCUGCUCAGCCUGCGAUACUUUCGGAUCUUCAUCGCGCUGUGGAACAUCUUCAUCAUGUUCUGCAUGAUACUAUUAUUUGGCUCAUGAUCGAAGUUGGCUGUGACUGGACUCCCACUGGAAAGGUUACUUAUCAAGAUGGAUUCUCUUUACUUCUCCUCGAUAGGACUUUGCUGUUAUUUUGGCCCCUUUAACUGUAAUCGUGCUCCGUUUUCUUUCCCACCUUCUUCUGGCUGUACAGGAAUUCAUGAACCGCUGUAUUUAUUUUGUCUUACAUGUUUGUAAGAUCAACACUUUGAAGUUUUUAUGUUUUAUCUUUUUGUUUUUUGGUUAUAAUUAUGCCAUCACUUGUGCUGUCACUGCCCUCAUGUUUCAGAACAUCUACCAUGUUAAUUUGGUAAUUAAAGAAAUAGCAGGGUUGAAAAUGAUGGUCGUCACUAACAGGAUGGUAAAUGUUGCCCGUCUGUCAUCAUUUAACAGUCCUGCUCUGUCCUAAAACCUCUCAUACUGCUACAGUAAUCAAAGUUGGUGGUAAACCCUCUAAUUUAUCAAAAUCUUGCUGUUAGUUUUGUGACAGGCUGAAACAUCUUUUUACUCUUUUUUUACCUGCACGGUCAUCAGAGUUCAGCUGGAUUUAAGUUGGUUAAAUGGAUCAAACAUCUCUAAAUUUACUCAUUAGCUGUUAUGCUCUCGUGUGUCAGUAAAGAGUAUUUAAAUGCAGCCUUUCAGAUAAAACAAAAGCCAUUUUUCUUUAUUCUGGGGCACGUGCUGUAAGUAAAUGUAUAUGCACUAUUGUGUAAAUGUGUCCUUAUUCUUAACAUUCAAUAAAAAUACAUUU
Molecule: messenger RNA, 1025 nt
Organism: Scomber scombrus (Atlantic mackerel)
Lineage: Eukaryota; Metazoa; Chordata; Actinopteri; Scombriformes; Scombridae
Gene: smim7
Product: small integral membrane protein 7
Exons: 5
Coding region: 50-277 (75 amino acids)
Source: RefSeq, a predicted model, not a curated record